Acanthopagrus latus (yellowfin seabream) is the source of this 8385-nucleotide messenger RNA. RefSeq names its product tensin 1b (gene tns1b). Lineage: Eukaryota; Metazoa; Chordata; Actinopteri; Spariformes; Sparidae. Gene Ontology annotation, biological process: fibroblast migration. Gene Ontology annotation, molecular function: protein binding. Bases 517 to 6123 code for a protein of 1868 amino acids. The transcript has 34 exons. The record is from RefSeq and is a predicted model, not a curated record.
CCUGUCAGUCAGUCAAGUCUUUGAUUCUUAUUUACAGAAUGAACAAAAGCUUGCUGCCCGUUAAUGUCCUCGCUUUAAAAAGUCGGCGUGGUAAUUGCCUCCAAAACACAUCACUUCACUGCAGACCCAAACCUUCAUUCCUGUGGACUUAAUGAGUGUUUUGGAUGAUGCGGUUAGAGCGAUUAAAGAGGGGCGAUUCUCUCACACUUGCCUGUGGCCGGGUCAUAUUCGCUCUGCUGACAGCUCUGACUCCUUUCAUGUUGACAGUCGGUGCUUGAACAGCCUGGAAGUGAAACCCGAGGAUUGUAUUUUGCUCAAAACACAGCGCGAGCACCAGAGGUAUCGAUUCCCACAGAGGUCGGUGUCAUUUUGACGUCGUCCUUAAACCCCCAAAAUACAGGCUGACUGACAGAUACGCACACUCAGAGCACCAUUAAACCCACUUAUCGCCCCUUCACGAUCCCCUGAAUCCAUAUCAAGACUCCAAACCCAGCAGGUGCCGGUCGGAGCUUUGGCAUGGCGGCGCCGUGGAUAAUGCUGAUGCCAGGCAGAGACCUCCAGCCCGCCCCAGUAAAGCCCCCUUGCCAACAUGGCGCGGCCUGCGCAGCCACGCCGGAGGAGUUGGAGGCGCUUCAUUCCCACACAUUCCGGGUGAAGACGUUCAAGAAGGCGAAGCACUGCAGCGCCUGUAAACAGACCAUCGUCCAGGACGGACUCAUCUGCCGAGUGUGCCGGAUAGCCUGCCACAAGAAAUGCGAAGUCAAGGUGUCUUCAUCUUGUGUUCCAGCGACCAACUAUGAGCUGGCGCCGAGCAGCGAGCUGCCUCUCAAACAUGUAGACACCAUGGGCUCAACAAAAUCUUCAAAGAGCGUGGAGUCACGGCGCAGACCGUCCAGGAGCGCGAGUCUGCUGCAGGCCCUGGAGGAGAGCUACGAGCUGGACCUGAUCUACAUCACCGAGAGGAUCAUCUCCGUCUCCUUCCCCAGCAGCGUGGAGGAGCAGAGCUACGCCGCCAACCUGCGGGAGGUCGCCUCCAUGCUGCGCUCCAAACACGGACACAACUAUCUGCUCUUCAACCUCAGUGAGAAGCGCUAUGACAUCAGCCAGCUUAACCCGAAGGUGUUGGACUUUGGCUGGCCCGACCACCACGCUCCGGCCCUGGACAAGAUCUGCAGCAUCUGCAAGGCCAUGGACACGUGGCUGAGCGCGGACUCCCACAACGUGGUGGUCAUCCACAACAAGGGCAACCGAGGCAGAACCGGCGUGGUGGUGGCUGCCUACAUGCAUUACAGCAACAUCUCUGCCAGCGCUGAUCAGGCUCUGGACCGGUUCGCCAUGAAGCGCUUCUAUGAAGACAAAGUGCUUCCUGUGGGACAGCCGUCUCAGAAAAGGUAUGUGGAGUACUUCAGCGGCCUGCUCUCCGGACACAUCAAGAUCAACAACAAGCCGCUGUUCCUCCACCACGUCAUCAUGCACGGCAUCCCCAACUUCGAAUCCAAAGGAGGUUGUCGUCCUUUUCUCAAGAUCUACCAGGCCAUGCAGCCCGUGUACACAUCUGGGAUCUAUAAUGUUCAAGGUGACAGCCAGACGAGCAUCUGCAUCACCAUCGAACCUGGACUUCUUCUGAAGGGGGACAUUCUGCUAAAGUGCUACCACAAGCGCUACCGCAGCCCGUGCCGAGACGUGAUAUUCAGGGUGCAGUUCCACACCUGCGCCGUUCACGACCUCGGGAUCGUGUUCGGGAAGGACGAGCUCGAUGAGACGUUCAAAGACGAAAGGUUUCCAGAAUAUGGAAAGGUGGAGUUUAUUUUCUCCUUUGGACCUGAGAAGAUACAUGGUCAAGGUGUGGACCACCUGGAGAACGGGCCGAGCGUCUCCGUCGACUACAACACGCAGGACUCUCUGAUCCGCUGGGACUCCUACGAGAACUUCAAUCAGACCUGCGAGGACACCACAGACGAAGUCAUCCAUACUGAAGGACCCCUGGACGGAAGCCUCUACGCCAAGGUUCGCAAAAAGGAGUCCGUUGAGGGAACAGUCACAGCGAACGGCCUCCCUCCCACUGCUGUUGAACAUGCCCUCCCUGUGGUUGAUCAUGCCUUGUCAGUGAGCAGUGACUCAGGAAACUCCACUGCCUCCAUCAAAACUGACCGAACUGAUGACGCGGCAGCAGCCCCUCAGGCUUCCACAGUGAGCCAGACACACGUUCCUGCAGGUGAGGAGCUACCCUCGGUUCAUCAUCAAGCCCCACCUGUACAACAGCCAAUCAGUCCCCAGGAGAAACAGGAGCUGGAGCAGCUGCUGAGUGGAUUGGAGGGGCCCAUGCAUCGACAGGGCUACCUGUCCACCCCAACCUCCACUGUUGGAGGCAUGCUUCACUUGGUGCCUGCGCAGGUCCAUGUCAAUGGGCACAGUAGCAUCGACCGUGAGACAGACAUUUUAGAUGAUGAACUGCCCACCAGUCAAGAGGGCAACAGUGUGGACAGUUUGGGGACGUUCUCCUCCACAGAGGGUCGGGCUACACCAGCCGAUAUUUACUACCAGUCUGAGUCAAUUAUCAAUGGCCAGGACCAUGUGCCGUAUCUCGAGCGCAGCGCCCCAGAAAAGCCUCUGGAAUCCGUCCAGCUACAGGUCGGCGUACCGAACAAACCUGUCAAAUUGUCCCAAAGUGAUUCAGCCCCGUCCUCGGGUAAUUACAUGGCAACGCAGAAUGGCAAUUUGUACCACUCUCACUCAUUUGGUGCAGAGCCAAACUCUCUGCCACAAGCUCCCGCGCGCACCACCAGUAGCAGGGAUGCCGUCCAGCGUGGUCUCAAUGUUUGGCAGCAGUUCGGUGUCCCCGAGGAGCCAGUGACUGAAGGCCUCACUUUUAGUCCACCUCCCUCUGUAGCAGUGAUUCCCAGUCACCACAGCCUCCCACAGUUUCCUCAUCGCCACAGCGCCUCCCAGCAAGAAAUUGAGCAAUCUAUUGAAACCCUCAAUCUUCUCAUGAUGGACCUGGAGCCAGGCCGUUCGCUGGUGCCAAAGUCCCAAAGUGCUCCACCGCGGGAAAACAGUGCCGUAGUGACCACCCAGCCGUCCUUCUCCCAGAGCCAAACCAGGCCCUCCUACCAGGCAGACACUGCCAUUCAUACCCACUUUUCUGGCCCCAAGUCCAGCCUGGCCAGCCACUCGUCGCCACCUCAGAUGUCACCCGGGAAACCUAGUACGCCAGAGCCUACUGCUGUCCAGGGAUCUCUGAGUCACUCAUCUGAAAUGGCCGGACCUGGUCCUUUCCCACAAGCAACCCCCUCUGUAGCUGGUCACAUCCAGGUGAAGCCCAUCAACACAUACCCACCAAGUGCAUUGGCGCAGUUUGCAGAGGCCCCUGAGUCCCAGGGACGCCCGAGUGCUGCCUCAGCAUCACCCCAGCCAAGAGAAAGCGAGCCAGAUGAAGUCUUCAACGUUGAAGGUCUGGUGGCCCAAAGAGUGGCGGAAUACUCGGCUCGUGUCCAAAGUGUCAUCCCCAGCAUGACCUCUUCUCAGUCUGAGCACCGCCGUUCUCACUCCCUCUCGGGUGUCCAGGCCCGGACAGUGUCCUUGGAUGAUCCUGCAACAUUGCCCCGCCGUCGCAACGUCAGCGAGGGCCAAUACCAGAACGGUCCUGAUGACGGUCCCUCUCCUGAUGUCCCGGUUCGCUCCCCGAUCCGCUGUGUCUCUCCGGAGUUUGUCAACGCCAUAGCGAUGAACCCAGGAGGACGACCAAAGGAGAGACACAUGCACAGCUACCGCGAGGCCUUCGAGGAGAUGGACGGUGGCCCCGUCAGUCCUACACCCACAGUUGGUGGUGAGGUGUUUCCCCAAACCCCUGCCUUCCCAAUCUCGCCGCAAACCCCUUACUUCAACCUGUGUCGGUCCCCUCCUGGUCUUGCCAAGACUCCAUUGUCAGCCCUGGGUUUGAAGCCCCACAACCCAGCAGAAAUCCUCCUCAAUCAAACAGGCUCAGCAGGACCAAGAAGCUACGUUGAGUCUGUGGCGAGGUCGGCAGUGACGAGUGGAGAUCAGCCCACGUCACCUCGGAGCCUUAGCCCACCAGGAGAGACGACAGGCCAGCAGAGAAGUCAAAGUCCAUCCUCCCACACACUGAACCCACCUUUGUCCAGCAGCAGCCCCAUCCAGAGCUCACAGGGUGAUCACCCCUUAGCAGAGAGCAGCGUCAGCACUCCGUCCCAACCCACUACUGAUUCAGGCUUCCGUUCCCAGGUUACAGAGAGUGCCUACCUGACUCCAACCCCGUCAUAUCAAGCCCUGAACACCCCCACUUCUUCCUACCUGGAUUCCAGCUCUCCGACCUCUUCUUACCUUGGCACUACUACCCCUACACAGUCCUACCUUGGCCCCAACACCCUACAGGGGGCCUACGUGACCUCAGAUCCCAGCCCACCCACCUCAGAACCCCGCCAGAUAACGCUCAGCCACGGAAGUCCCCUUGCACAGCACCGGACCAACAUCCUUAGCCACCCAACCCAUGGCCACCCCACCCACAACUCCAUCCUCCAGCAGCGCCCAAGUGCUAAUCAGGAUGCAUCCAUCAUUGUGGGUCAGCAAGCAUCACCAGUUAAUGGCUUUGAGGUGGGUACGGUAGGCCUGAGUGGCAGUCCAAUCCUUGGGCAUCGUCCGUCUCAAGGGGCUCAGAGCAGCCCAGUCCUCAGCAGACAGGCCUCAUUGGGACAGGGGUCUCAACGGAGCCCAGUCCUCAGCAGACAGCCAUCCCUGGGCCAGCCCAUGCAGAGCAGCCCCGUGCUCAGCCGACAGCCGUCUGUCACACACCCCCAAGGAAGUCCAGUUUUGGGCCGUCACCCAUCAGUAUCGCAGGUGUCCCAGAGAAGCCCUAGCUUGGACCGCCACCCAAUGCACAGUGGUUACAACACCCCAGAUGAGAGACAUGGGAACCUGUCACGACAGAGCAGCUCCUCGGGCUACCAGGGACCACCCACUCCCUCGUUCCCCAUCUCGCCUGCAGGAUUCCAGGAUGGCGGGAUGAUGGGCAUGGGUGUAGGGUUCCGGCAGGGUAGUCCAGCCCCUGGUUUCCAGCCCCAGCUUCCAGAGAAGAGGCGCAUGUCGAGUGGCGAUAGACCAAAUGGAGCACUGUCCUAUGGCACACUGAAUGGGAAGAUAAUGUCCCCAGCGAGUGGAGGAAGCACUCCCAGCUACUUCCACACCCUCUCUGACUUCUCGAGGUUCAAUAUGCCCGAUGGAAGCCCAGAGAGCAGGCUGAAUGUCAAGUUUGUCCAGGACACGUCCAAGUUCUGGUACAAGCCAGAAAUUUCCAGGGAGCAAGCUAUCAGCCUGCUGAGAGAGAGGGAGCCUGGAGCCUUUGUUAUCCGGGACAGUCACUCGUUCAGGGGGGCUUACGGCCUGGCCAUGAAGGUGGCCUCUCCUCCACCCACAGUGCAUCAGAGCAAGAAAGGUGACCUCACCAACGAGCUGGUGAGGCACUUCCUGAUUGAGAGCAGCCCCAAAGGAGUGAAGCUGAAGGGCUGUCCCAACGAGCCUUACUUCGGCUGUCUGUCUGCCCUGGUCUACCAACAUGCCAUCACACCACUGGCCCUACCCUGCAAACUACUCAUCCCAACAACAGAUCUCAUCGAGGAAGUUCCAGAAGUCGCGACGACAAAUCCUGCGGCUGACCGUCUGAAACAAGGAGCAGUGCAGAGGGCCCCUGCUGAUUCCCAUGCAUGCAACGUGCUCUACAUCAACUCGGUGGAGAUGGAGUCCCUGACAGGCCCGCAGGCGGUCGCCAAGGCCAUUUCUGAGACACUGGCUGCUGCUCCUCCUCCUACUGCCACCGUCGUGCACUUCAAGGUGUCCUCGCAGGGCAUCACGCUGACUGACAACCAGAGGAAGCUUUUCUUCCGACGCCACUAUCCCAACAACACUGUCACGUUCUGCGAUAUCGACCCUCAGGACAGAAAGUGGAACAAGCCUGAGGGAGGCACAGCCAAGCUGUUUGGGUUCGUUGCGCGUAAGCAGGGAAGCACAACCGACAACGUCAGCCACCUCUUCGCCGAGCUGGACCCCGACCAGCCCGCCAACGCCAUCGUCAGCUUCGUCUUGAAGAUGAUCGCGGCGCAGAAACGAUGAGCGCUGACCGCGAAACGCCUGGCGCUUUUUAUAAGGCCUUUGGUUAUUUCUCUUUCCUUUUUUAACCACAGACACUUACUUUCUCAUUUUUGGACAAUUUAGCAUUUGGUUUUUACGCGUCACCUUAUUUUUUUCCUGCUCUUUUACUCGUGUGUCUGUGUGUUUUUUUGUUUGUUUUUUUGGCGAAUGAAAGAGAAACAAAGUGUGUGUGGUGUGAUUGUGUGUGUGUGUGUGUGUGCUGCUUGCUUGCAUGUGCUUUUCUUUCUUGGACGGACUCCAGAACGGACCAGAGGAAGUGCAGGAUGGGGGCGUGGCUGUGUGUGACAAUGGGACGGGAGGGCGAGUCGGACCUCCCGCGGCAGGGUAACACGUGAACGGGACGAGGGAAUGACAUUGUGUGUGUGCAAAUGUUAUUUUUAAAAAAAAAGCGUUUCGUUUCAUUUUUAUUUUUUUAAAAAAGAAGAAGUCAAGUCGUGUGAUGUAAAGUGGGUUGUAAAUCUAUCAGGCUUUUUGACUGGUCAACCAAAGAUUUUAAAAAAGUAGUCAGGGCGUGUAUAGCGUGCCACUGUCGGAGGGUCGGAAGUGUUCUUUUGUAAAACAAAUAUGGCUGCUUAAUCAAAAAUACUGAACUGUUUCUCUCUGUAUGUACUGAUACUGUAGGUCAACUCUGCACCGCUGCCGUCCUGCCAGCGAUUGUCUUUCGGACAUUUCGUCGCAGCCCGGCGAGGUUCUGUGUAAAUAUUCUAGGUUGCUUUCUGAGUAGGACUGUUCUAGAUGACAUUUGGUGCCUGACUUUCUUUUUGUAAUGCAGAGCUUUUUAAGAAAAGAAAAAAAAGAAAAGAAAAGAAAAGAAGAACAUAAAACUCUUCCAGGCUGUCUUAAAUAUGCAAAAAUAGCCAAACUUGGAAAAAAGAGAGAAGGAAAAAAAAAAAAAAAGUUUGUUCUCCAAAAUUCCCACAGGUUCCCCGUCUGAUGCAGUAGUGUCGCUAACAAUGCAACAGAUGUGCAGCUAGAGUCUGACAGGUGUUUUUUGUCUUUUUUUUUCAUCUACAUUAUCCACGUGAGCGCAGGAGAGCAUCAGUAAGACAGCUACUGAAUCGCCGCAUCCAUGCGAGUAUCAGCUUCCCGUCUGCAAACACAUAGCCGCAUUAAUUCUGCUGAUCGGUGAAGGGCCUCGAGUCGAGUUGUGUUUUUGCGAGGACGAUCUUUUUUUUUUUUUGAAAAAGUUUCCAUCAGUAGAAAAAAAAAGAAGCUCUUUUUUGCGUCAGCCGGCCAAAACUGUUAACACUCACACCCUACCCAAAAGUAAGCUAUACAUAUAAAUAUACAUAUAUAGAUAAAUAUAUAUAUAUAUAUAUAUAUAAAAAAAAAACUUCCAAACAGUGACUUAAGAUAUUUAUUUUUUUUUGCUUUGUUGCUCUAUGUUAUCUUGUAUACAUGUAUUAUAAAGUAUACAUCAAGAUUACUGAAAGCGAGAAGAAAAGAUUGCUUUUUAUUUUGGCUAAAGUCAAAAACAGUGCGUUUGACAUAUAUAAAGGUGUAAAGUGUGUGCAUUUAAAAAAAAAGUGUAUCACUGUUGUUUUUGAAUGUUUUGUUUUUCACAGCAUUUACUUCCUUUUUUUUAAUUUUAACAUUCUUGUUGUCUUGGGGAGGCUUCGUUUGUUUUUGUUUUUUUGUUUUUUUUUUUUUUAAAAAGGGGGGAAAUAUUUUGUAUGCAAGAUUGUUGUUACUAAAGUCCAAAAUUUGAGUUAUCCUAUGCCAACACAAUUGUUUUUAUUAACUUAAAAAACCUGCCUAGAAAAAUAAAAAGACAUUGUCCAAGUUUAGCACUUAAAUGUUGAAGUAUUAUCAGCGUGUCUCUGCGUGGCGUUGGACGUCGACCCGUUUCGUGUCAUCGUCACGGAGGCGGACCGAGCUGCGUCCCGAGCUCGUUCAUGGGAAGACUAGUCGGUUCAGUCAGUAGCUGCUGCCCUCGUGUGGUGUAGAGAGAUCAUUACAAAAGGAACCACUUCUUAUUCUAAUACAGUGUUUUAGCUGUGAUCAUGGCACGUCAAACUGAGUUCACUAAUUUGAUUUUUAAUGUUAAUUCACAUGCUGAUUUUCUUAGCAGACGGGAUCUCGACUCUCUUUAAGCCUGACGCUCUCGGCUCAGUGGCAGCAUGAUGUAAACUAAUUAAAUAAUAAGGGGUAGUUUUUUGGGGGGAGGGGGGCUACAUCGACUCUAGUGUACUUCUUUAAAAAAAAAAAAAAAAUAGAAAAAUA